GCCAUUUUUGUUUUUAUUUUUUUCAAGAAAUCUACGCCUUGUGUCUCGGAUUGAUCAUAUUUCAACCAUAAUAUCAUGGAUGAGAUAAGUAAAAUUGAGAUGUUGAAGAAUGAGUUAGAGAUUGAAAGAUCCAAUGUGUACAAAGCUGCAGAACUAGGUAAACAACUGCUGGAAGAUAACCAGAAUUUGGAAAGUAGACUUGAAUCUAUGCGAACAGACCAUGUGUCUAGAGUGGAAGCUUUAGAACAAGAAAAAUACAGUCUACAGUUGAAAGUGACCACAAAAGAAAACAUAGAACGGUCUUUGACUGGCGAGCUGGAACAAAUCAAAGAACUGGUGCAAAAUGCAAAGGAAAAUGAAAAGGACUGGAAGAAGAAAGAAGCGAUCCAGGAGAAGAGAAUAAAAGAACUAGAGAACCAGAAUGAAGCUCUUCAGACAGAUCUAGAACAGAAUAAUUUGAUUGUUGAGCAUCUCAAAGAGACGGUAUCACAUCAAGAAAAUCUUGUGAAGGAUGCAAACUGUAAACUCAAACAACAACAAAAUGUUAGUUUCAAUGAUGAAGAACUUGUCCAGUUACAUCAAGAGAACAGCACACUGAAGAAUAAAAUGUCCUCCUUGCAGCUGGAGUUGAAGCAUGCUAAGGAUACAUUACAGCAGGUCAUUGCUUCAAAGGAAAAAAUAGAAAAAAAAAUUUAUUCUCUUCAUGACGAGAUGGAAGAAAAACAAAUACUAGCGACUUCCUACUACAAUGCACUAGAGAAAAGUCGUGAGGAUGUGACAGACUUACAAGUACAGCUUGAUAUGGUUAAAAUGCAGACUGUUGAUCCAGAUAGUAAAGGAAAUUCUCUUUUUGCUGAGGUUGAUGAUAGAAGAAAAACUCUGGAAAAGAAACUGAUCACUCUGAAAGUUGAACACGACUCAUUAAAAGAACACUAUAAUAUUAAAAAGCAACAAUUGAUGAGGCUGAAGGGUCAGAUUGCUGCCUUGUUACAGAUGAGUAGUCAUGAAGCGGAUCAUUCCCAGCUACAAAGACUACAGACAGCUUUAUCACAGAGCAGAGGAGAAGUUCAGAUGCUCUCAGAAAAACUGAAAAACCUUGAACAUUUGGAGGGUGAAGUUUCACUCAACAGAAAAUUAGAAGAUUUUCACAGACAGUUUCCUGGGGAGACACUAGGAGACAAAAAAAUGUUUGUGGAGUUUUUAGAAGAACAACUGAAAUGUACCAAAACCGAGCUAACUGAUCUUAAGCAAGAACUGCAGACCCAAAGAGUACUGAGAAUGGAAGCCACUGAUAAGCAAUGGAAAACAGAAAAAAGUCUGCACCAGACUGAAAAAACCAUGGAGAAGAUAAAAGCUGAAAAUAUGAGACUUUAUAUGAAAUCUGAAGAGCUAAGACAAAAGUAUGGUGAAGGUGAUGAUAGAUCAAAACAUCCAAUUUUUUGUGGAAAAAUUGAGAAAAUACCGAUUGUAAAAAAGGAGACUGUGGCCCAACAAGUGGAAGAAGAUGAGAACAAAGUUCCUAGUACAGAAACGGAUUGUGCAAGUGUUCCUGAGAUUACUUUGAAGGAAGCAAACACUGAAUUGAAAGAUGGCAGCCAGGAAGAAAAAUCUCAUCCUGUUACCAUGGUUACAGAUGAUGUCGACUGUAAAGUAGAGAGUAAUGUUGAUAACUUAGAAGGAAGAAAUAAAAGCAGCAAGCGAGUGACAAUGUGUGACACAGUUUCCGUGCUGAAUGAAUCCGGCACUGUCAGUCAACAGAACAUUGCAGAGGAAUGUGACGAACCAAGUGAAAAAACUGCCAAAAUGUCAACACAGCAUGAUUCUGUUAAGUCAAGUAAAAAAGGUGGAAAAAAACACCACAAUGUAAUACGUAGUAAAGAUGCCAUGCCAUUCUUAACUUACACCCAAUCAGCAGAUUUGCUGAAGUCAAGUAUGAUACUACGGGGAGUAAAAGACUGGUUGACAAAUCAAUGA
This is a messenger RNA of Saccoglossus kowalevskii, 1974 nucleotides long. Its product is annotated as protein Spindly-like. Gene Ontology annotation, molecular function: kinetochore binding. Gene Ontology annotation, biological process: protein localization to kinetochore; establishment of mitotic spindle orientation; mitotic metaphase chromosome alignment. Lineage: Eukaryota; Metazoa; Hemichordata; Enteropneusta; Harrimaniidae. The record is from RefSeq and is a predicted model, not a curated record. Gene Ontology annotation, cellular component: spindle pole; outer kinetochore.